AUCCGGCCGUUAAAAAUACGCGAGUCUCCGUAUAAUACGGAAUGAGGAAACUUAAAAUCUGAAUUUGGCUCUACUUUCAGGGUUCAGUUGUUUUGGUGGUAAUGGAAGAGGAGACAGAACUGCUCACAAGCUUCGAAUUUGAAGAGCCAAAAUCUGGUGAUGAUGGUGAAGAAAAAAUCGAAGAAAAAGGGAAGAGAGAAAUUUGUAAAAAUGGCUGUGAUAGACCUGCCAAUGUGUGUUUAUGCAAAGAAUUACCGGCAAAACCAUUCUUAACCUACACCAAAAUCAUAAUCCUACACCACCCACACGAAGUUCAUCAUAAGUUAGCAACUGUACCAAUCUUAACUAAAUGUCUUCAAAAUUGUGAAAUCUUAAUUGGUCGACGCCUCCGUAGUGGGCGGUCUCCGAUUUUAGACUCUCUUUAUGAAGCUUCAGUAAGAGAUCCUGCUCUUCCUCAUAAAGCUAUGUAUCUUUUUCCUGGUACUGAUUCUUCACCAGCUAUUGAUUUGAAUGAUUGGGUUGGUGGAGGAGGAGGAUUGGAUGGAGAAGAGAUUAGGGUUUUGAUUGUAUUUGAUGGGACAUGGAAACAUGCAAAGGAAAUGGUUAAGUCUAGUUUACCAUAUUUGUCUAAAUUUGCAACUAGGGUUUGUUUGAAAUAUGAUGUGGAAGUGGGUGGUGAGACUAUUUUUGAUUCAAAAUUGGUUCUCAGGAAAGAACCAUUUAGUGGAUGUAUGAGUACUAUUGAAGCUGUUGCUAGAUCUUUAAGGGUUUUAGAGGAGAAUAUCAAUGGAAUUGAGAUCGAAGGAAAAUUGAUCUCAAUUUUGAAGUCUAUGGUUAAGUUUCAAUCUUCUCAUGUUAUGAAAAAGAAUAUCAAACCAAGACCAAUGUUGAAGAAACAAAACAAGAAACCACAAAACAUUGUUUCUUAACUUAUUGAUUGGUUUACGUUUUUGCUUCAAUGUUAGAAAUGUAAUCCAUCUUUUUAGAAACCUAGAAAUUUUGUCAUGUAACUUGGUGAGUGAAUUGUUUGCAAAAGAAAAAGUGAGCUAGUAAACUUGGA
This is a messenger RNA of Papaver somniferum (opium poppy), 1060 nucleotides long. RefSeq names its product DTW domain-containing protein 2-like. The record is from RefSeq and is a predicted model, not a curated record. The transcript has a single exon. The coding region runs from base 102 to 929 and encodes 275 amino acids. Lineage: Eukaryota; Viridiplantae; Streptophyta; Magnoliopsida; Ranunculales; Papaveraceae.